CAACUCCACCAUUUUUGGUCAAACCGCUCGGAAAAAUAAGCUUCUGAGACAAAUAACAUAAAAUUAAAGGAUGAUCGGUUACCUGCGAAGAUGUCCAAGUUUAACCAUCCAUUCGAAGUUCUUUUGUAGAAGCAACGUCGUCUUCAUCGAACGAUUUUUACAUGAAGGUCCGGACAACGUAGAAGAGCUUCUCGACAGACACGGGGUUAAGAAGGAGAAAUCCCUAGAUGACGAGGAAGAAGAGUUGCUGAAUCGACAGCGUCUCUCCAGUACUCAACGAGAGGCGCUGGCUCUUUACCGCGACAUACUUCGAGCCUCCCGACUCUUCAUGUGGACCGAUUCGCGGGGCGUUCUCUGGAGGGACAUAUUGAGAGAUAACGCUAGGAAAGAGUUCGAAGAAGCUCGGUUCGAGAAGGAUCCGGAAGUUUUUACCCGAUUGCUUAUCUGUGGGCGAGAUGCGGUUGAAUCUGCCUUGGAGAAGCUAGCCGAGAAGCAGAGACUGCACAUUCAGAAGGAGAGUGGAGAUGGACGGUAACGAUUGAUUCAUUGU
Messenger RNA from Hibiscus syriacus, 550 nucleotides. RefSeq lists its product as uncharacterized. Gene Ontology annotation, biological process: mitochondrial respiratory chain complex III assembly. Lineage: Eukaryota; Viridiplantae; Streptophyta; Magnoliopsida; Malvales; Malvaceae. The record is from RefSeq and is a predicted model, not a curated record. The transcript has a single exon. The coding region runs from base 71 to 535 and encodes 154 amino acids.